AUGGCGAAGGACGACUUUGCCCAGCCGCGUGUUGAGGUGAGCGAAGUGCAUGAAGAAGAGACCCGUUCUCCUGAAGACGUUAAGGAGACCAAGUGCUUGUGGCGAGGCUGUGGCACCCUGUUUGAGGAUGCCGAGACCCUCUAUCGCCAUCUGUGUGAUGAGCACGUCGGUCGCAACAGCAAGAACAACUUGUGCUUGAGUUGUGGCUGGGACAACUGUAAUGCCAGCUACAGCAAGCGUGAUCACAUCACGAGCCAUAUCAGGAUUCAUAUCCCUAUGAAGCCUUUUGCCUGCUCGGUGUGUGGUAAGAGCUUCAAGCGCUCGCAGGACUUGAAGAAGCAUGGGCGCACGCACAUCGUGCCUUCGCAGGUUGACAAGAGCAGCGACGAAGGCUAUUCUUCAUACGAGUCCGCACCUGGCGCGUACCGCACCUCGCCGUCCACGACGCCGUCUCUCUACCCCCAGAUGCCCGGCCUGCUUUCGCCGCGCGUGCCGGAAGAGAUUGCUGCGACCCCGAGCUACCGCUCGCCGUCGUCGCGCGACUCGGCGUCGCCUGCCUCGUCGUCCUACUCGCACGACGCUUCGCCGCGGAGCAUUGCCCCAAUGUACAGCGCGGGAGAGCGGGCAAAUAUGCGCUAUAGCCCGGUGGAUCCGCUCUAUCCCCCCAUGCCAAAGCCGCAUCUUCCUGCCGAGGACGCCAGCUUCUUUCGUGCGCGCAAUGCCGCGUACGAACACGACCUGCCGCACCGGGGAUACGCUCCGCCGCCGCCGCCGCCUCGUGCGGAAGCCGGCUGGAACACAGGCACAAAGCGUCCCCGCCGCUCUGUGGAUGAGUUCUGGGGCGACGUGCGCCGCAAGAAGGUCGCACCGGUAUAUGACACCGACAUGGCCGACCGCCUGAACCAGAUCCUCACGCCGGGUUGCGCGCAAGACCCCGGUUUGCUGGACCUGUUCCUGGGCGACUCGCUGAGCGCGCUCGGUGGCAAUGCGGCACUAGAGAGUACGGUGCCAGCCACGGCGGCCGCCGACCGGACUUAUGGCACGCAUACACAAGCGUCAUACGACUACAACUACAACCGCCAGACGACGCUGCCGCCACCCCGUCCGUCGGUCCCGAACCUGGCCGAGAUUAACGCGUGGCUCGUGCAGCUCGGUAUGAAUGUUGCGCGCCCCGCGCCGCCGGCCCCCCAGCAGGGCUCGGUGGCAGGCGCGUCUAUGGACGCCAGCAUGCCGUCGCUCGACUUUUCGCAGUCGCUCAACAUGUUCGGCCUGACGCACAUCCCCGGCGUCGACACUGCGGUGUCGAACGCAGAGCCGAUGCACUACCCCGCACCCCACGCUGGCUCAUAUGCUGGUGCAGGCAUGCAAGACGCUUAUCGCCCGUCGCGCACCGGCGAUUAUGCAGCCUACCCCCAGCUCGCACGCGAGUCGGGCGUCCAGCCGUCGUACCGCCAUGUUGAAGCACUUACUCGUGCUCCCUCGGAUACGCGCACGGCUCCCAUCACCCCUGUUCCGCGCGUGGUGAAGGAGGAGGCGAUGGACGAGGACGACACGCCUCCGCCCGCCUCCCGCUCGCGCCUCUACCCCAGCCUGCCGGACGAGGAACCCGCGAGCCCGAUGAGCUCGGACCACUCGCGUCCCGUCUCGCCUGCUGGCAGCGCGUCAUCCGCGCACUGGUCGGACGCGAACGUGCCGCGCUCGAUGCGCGAGCGCCACCUGAACCUCGUGUUGAAUGUGCUGCUUGCGCUGAACAAGCGCCAGCGCAUCGACCCCCAGUCGGGCCGCCUCGCGCCGCUGGCGGGCAACCGUGACCGCUCGCGCAGCAACUCGCUGCAUGUGCCACCCUACACGCCGCACUGGCGCAGCGAGACCCGCGAUCGCAGCAUGCCCCACAUGCCGGUCCUCUACGACUUGGGGCAUAAUGGCACUCGCCGCUCAUCACCCUACCGCGAGGCGCCCGUGCCGAGCGUCGCGCUGCGUGCGCCGCGUCCGUCCGCGUCCGUAAGCAAGGAGGCCGAGAAGCCCGCCCCGCGCCCGGGUGCGCUGCCCAGCAUUGCGCAGCUGCUUUCAGAUGUGGAUAUGAAUUAG
This is a messenger RNA of Malassezia japonica, 2088 nucleotides long. RefSeq lists its product as uncharacterized. The record is from RefSeq and is a predicted model, not a curated record. The transcript has a single exon. NCBI's taxonomy places the organism in Eukaryota, Fungi, Basidiomycota, Malasseziomycetes, Malasseziales, Malasseziaceae. Gene Ontology annotation, cellular component: nucleus. The coding region runs from base 1 to 2088 and encodes 695 amino acids. Gene Ontology annotation, biological process: positive regulation of transcription by RNA polymerase II.